CAGGCAGCAGUGUGAGCUGGAGGGAGGGGGACGGAGCUUGUGCAUGCAGCACCAGGCAGCACCGAGUCUGAGUGACGUCUCUCUGCUCUCUGAGGAUCCGCGUGUGUGUUUUUGCAUCGCGCUCCUGUUUUGCAUCUACAUCAGUUUUUCCGAACGACUCCUGCUCGUCGCCUGUAAGAAAAUACAGGGAAAAGUGAAAGCGACUCCUGUAGUAUGAAGGUAAAAAACAGCUGCAUCUGAUCGUGACAGUUGAGAUUUCGCUCGCCGUUCGACUACAGAGCCCCAUCGAUUCUUCCCGUUAUCUCGUAAUCGAUUAUCGUGACCGGGACCAUGUCAGAAGUGCUGCCUUACGAAGAAAACAUCACUCAUUAUGGCGAUGAUGGAGAUGAGGAGCAGAUUUCCCUCACCUGUCGCCUGCAGAACAACAGCAGUAACUUCUUCAGUUCGACGCAGAACAAACGAGCUCCGAAACUCGGGCAGAUCGGACGCAGUAAGAGAGUUGUCAUCGAAGACGACAGAAUUGACGAAGUCCUGAACAACACGGCAGAGAAGUCAUCGGCGGGAGUGUAACGCACGAGGACGUUGUUAAAGCGGCAGGAAAUCGUGGGUUACAUGCAUUCUGCGUCGAAAGCACUUUGCAGUCCCUCUUAGUAUGGGUUGAAUUACACGGUGCGGCAGCAGGCGAGAGGAACGUCCCUGCUGCGGGCAUCCAAAUGGAGGAAGCGGGGGUCUGUCUGCUUUCUCUCUUUAAGGGCAUGUUUCAUAUCCCUUCUUAUAAAGUGACAUCCUACACUGGACAAACAAGUCCUAUGUUGUUUAAUACAUGUGGAGUUGGUCUGUAGUGGUCCAGAUUCAGUUUAUAUUGUGAGAGGAAUGCAUUGAUAUCACAAGCACAAAACUUUCGUUCUUUAUUUUGCCGUGAGACUGAGCACUUGGUUUCUCCGUAUCUUUUCGUGCACAAUGAAAGUGUUUUUCACUUUAAAUAUCCUAUUUAUGAUCUCCUGGAUACGUUUUUUGUUCUUCUGCAGAGAUGACAAACUGAGCAAAUGUUUUUUAUAGGACGAGAGAGGAAAGACUACUUUUUUUAAAUCGAUUUUUUCAUGUUGCGUAUUGUAAUUUUUUGAUGUGGCUGCAAACUGCCUGCUUAGCCUGAGUUCAAAAGCUUAUUUUUAUAUCAAAGAGCUAUUUCUGAAAAAGAAAAAAACGCUUAUUUGAGUCAUAGUCGUAGCACUUUCAAACGUGGUUGUCACAACUCUCAGCUAAAUGGAUUUUGAUCACUUCUGUGCCAAAUUUUGCAAAAUAUGCCAGUCGACUUGUGUUUCAGUUCACCCGAGUAAUGUGAAGUUUUCCGGGCCUGCCUCUCAUAUAUGUUUCAGGGCUUUUUUUAACUGCUCUUUUUGCAUGAGACGGGCACAAGUGCUCCUUCUGUGGCAGUGAUUUACUAAUAUAUUUCCGGUCAUGUUACUCUGAAUGACAAACCUCAGACUCUUGAAUAUCGUGUAUGUUGCACUUCUCUAUACUGUUAAACAGGGCUAUAUUUGCAAUGAAAUGUAUGACCAAUAAAAUGUGAUUAUAUAACAGAA
Molecule: messenger RNA, 1583 nt
Organism: Labeo rohita (rohu)
Lineage: Eukaryota; Metazoa; Chordata; Actinopteri; Cypriniformes; Cyprinidae
Gene: camk2n1b
Product: calcium/calmodulin-dependent protein kinase II inhibitor 1b
Exons: 2
Coding region: 331-570 (79 amino acids)
Biological process (GO): negative regulation of protein kinase activity
Molecular function (GO): protein kinase binding; calcium-dependent protein kinase inhibitor activity
Source: RefSeq, a predicted model, not a curated record